This is a messenger RNA of Paramecium tetraurelia, 702 nucleotides long. RefSeq lists its product as uncharacterized. The transcript has 3 exons. NCBI's taxonomy places the organism in Eukaryota, Ciliophora, Oligohymenophorea, Peniculida, Parameciidae. The record is from RefSeq and is a predicted model, not a curated record.
AUGGGAAAUAAUCUUUGCUUCCAAACAGGUGAGAGAUCUUCACAGUUUCCUCAACUGUUAUUAAAAUACCAAAUAGAGAACUGUGAAAUUGCUUUAACGGCAGGUCCAGUUGAAAAUGAGGAUGUGGAGUGCUUAGUGAUUCCGACUGAUUCUGGAUACACUAAUAUAAAGUAAAGCGAUAGACCUAGUUUUAAAUAAAUAAACGAGAAAUGUGUUUAUGUGGCCGGGAGUAAAAAACGCAAGAGCUAGAUUUUUGUAGUCGUCAUGGACAAGAAUUACGCAGUGAAAAAUGAUGAUGGAGAAGAUGAGAAACAAACUAUAUAUGCUGUAGUUCAAGAGGCUCUCAAAUUGGCUGAAUAAAAACAAAUGAAAUCAGUUGGAUUUCCAGUAUUUGAAUCUAAAGAUCAUACGACUUCAGCCACAAUCAUGUUGAUGGCUAUUAAACUGACUAUAACUGAGUAAAAAAUAAAAUCACUUAAACGAAUUGCAAUAACUCUUGAUGUAUCAAUUGAUGUCUAAAUAUAUAAGCAUAUUGAACAAGUUAGCAGUUUUAAAUGGGUAUUUCAAUAGGUUUUCAAAGGAAGUGAAUAGUUAAGAUAUUCAAGAACCUACUCAAGCUCGAUAAAUACACAAAUAGAUUCGAUCUCUAUUGAAAAUUUACAGUCUAGGGUAAAAAGUAAUACCAAGGAAGAAACACCUUGA